AUGCAUAUAGCACAAGACCUUGAAGUCCAAGGCUCGGAAUGGCCACCGAGCCGUCCCACAAUUGUGGAUGAAACAAGUCGGGAGCAACCCCACAUCCCCAAUGUUAACACAAAUAAGUGUACUAAGAAAAAGAAUAAGAAAAACACGCGCGCCAAUGUCAAAAUAGCCUCUCUUAACAUGCGAGGAAGAUGGCACCAAAGCUCAGACAAGUGGUCACAUCUGAAUCAAAUCGUCAGAGAACAAAAAAUAGGCAUCAUCGCCUUACAAGAAACGCACCUCUCCAAAGCUGAUGAGGACGCCCUCAAUCAAGUAUCAGGCUCAAGACUCCAUAUUAUCUUGUCUAUUGACCCCGAUCAAAUGAACGCCAAAGGCAUAGCCAUAGUCCUAAACAAGAACAUCAUGGACACAUCCCAUGUUAAAACAAUCGAACUGAUUCAAGGGAGAGCGAUACUAUGCACCAUAAAAUGGCACAAUGAGCACAAACUAACGAUCUUAACGAUCUAUGCACCUAAUGACCCGACCGAUAACCAACGCUUCUGGGAGGAAAUUGCCCAGUCAAUAAAAGACCAUCCACGCCCAGACAUUAUGUUGGGCGACUUCAAUCUUGUAGAGGAUCCUCUGGACCGCCUCCCACCAAGGCAAGACACAUUCAACGCUACUAGCGCCUUAACGGAUCUCAAACUAUACCUUGGCUUAAGGGACGAGUGGGAUAUCUCACCUUCGGGCAUACCAACAGACCACCAAAUGGUCUCUACAAAACUCUCGGAUAAGAGACUGCCCUACAUCGGCAAAGGUAGAUGGGCUAUGCCACUUCAUGUCCUCAAGGACAAAAAGCUAGGAGAAGACAUCCUAAAACUUGGGAAGGAAUUACAUGCCAACAUCAGUAACUCCAAAACUGACCGCUCUGAAGAAUACAACCCACAGACCAUGUUCAAAGAAUUCAAAACGAAGGCAAUAAAGCUCUGUAGAGACACAGCUAAGAGAUCGGUUCCAUCACAAAUCAACAAACUGAACACUCAGCUCAAAAUGUCCCUCAACGACACAACUAUUCCAGAGGAGGAGCGUCGCAUAAUAGGAUCCCACAUCCAGGAGAAAAUUGACUCCUUAACUAGAAUCCAGCAUGAGAAAGCCAGGGACAACCUAAUGGCCAAAAUAAGAAUAGAAAGUGAAUCGGCUACAAGCAAAUUCUGGGCAAGACUAGGUAAGAACCAGAAACCCAGAGACACGAUCAUAGAAUUAAGAAAACUAGACUCAACAAUAGAGGAGCCAUCAUAUGAGAAAUGA
Molecule: messenger RNA, 1284 nt
Organism: Suillus subalutaceus
Lineage: Eukaryota; Fungi; Basidiomycota; Agaricomycetes; Boletales; Suillaceae
Product: Endonuclease/exonuclease/phosphatase
Exons: 2
Coding region: 1-1284 (427 amino acids)
Biological process (GO): base-excision repair
Cellular component (GO): nucleus
Molecular function (GO): phosphoric diester hydrolase activity; double-stranded DNA 3'-5' DNA exonuclease activity; DNA-(apurinic or apyrimidinic site) endonuclease activity
Source: RefSeq, a predicted model, not a curated record